This is a messenger RNA of Glarea lozoyensis ATCC 20868, 468 nucleotides long. RefSeq lists its product as uncharacterized. The coding region runs from base 1 to 468 and encodes 155 amino acids. The transcript has a single exon. Lineage: Eukaryota; Fungi; Ascomycota; Leotiomycetes; Helotiales; Helotiaceae. The record is from RefSeq and is a predicted model, not a curated record.
AUGUCGGCUAUCUCAGUAUGGGAUGUCGCUCAAUCAGACAAGCGUGAAGUUAUAGUGGAACCUGAACUCGAUCCGGUAAGUUAUAAAGGGUGGCAUGAAAACAUUCCCGAGUUCCAGACUAGUAUACUUGUUUUGUUUCCGCGUGUUGCUGCCCAGGAAUAUUCUCGAACAAGUGUUAGUCGUUCCGCCAGUAUCCCUGGAAGGUGGGUAGAGCCAGAACCCGAGUUACACAUUCUAGAGACUCUUAUACACGGUGGGAAAGGACUAGCAAAAUGGUCCGAAGUGGUAUUAGAAGGUGAGGAGGAAGAGGAAGACAGGAAAGCAAAGGAGGAAAAUAAAAGAAUAGAAGAGAGGAAAAGAAUGUUGCAAGAGGAUUUGAAGAAGUUGGAGAACCCGAUCGUGGGAACACGAAGGUUGUCACAGAAGGAAUCGAACGUAGGAGCGGCGUCAAAGCCAAGUGUGGUAUAG